Molecule: messenger RNA, 8353 nt
Organism: Athalia rosae (coleseed sawfly)
Lineage: Eukaryota; Metazoa; Arthropoda; Insecta; Hymenoptera; Athaliidae
Gene: Ca-alpha1T
Product: voltage-dependent T-type calcium channel subunit alpha-1G-like
Exons: 34
Coding region: 602-7750 (2382 amino acids)
Biological process (GO): calcium ion import; neuronal action potential; calcium ion transmembrane transport
Cellular component (GO): neuron projection; voltage-gated calcium channel complex; voltage-gated sodium channel complex
Molecular function (GO): voltage-gated sodium channel activity; low voltage-gated calcium channel activity
Source: RefSeq, a predicted model, not a curated record
UCGAGGCGUCGAUAUAGUUCGUACAGUACACGAAGGAUAAGAGACGGGGAUGCGUCUAUCUGAUGGUCAUAAAUUAUCUCCGCACCUUUCCAUCUCGCAAUCUCCGAAUAUAUUUCAGUUUGAAAAAAAUUUGUAAAAACAAUCGAUUUACCCGAAAAUCAGAAAAAAUGAGCGAAUAGCAAGACGACGAAGAGAGAAAUAAUUUCAGUAAUAAAACUACCCCGUUCUGAAAAAAAAAUUUUGAUCCAUAAUCAUGAUCGGGAUCGUCAGAUAUUCAAAAUCCUGAUAUACAAGUAAAAUGUUGAUAACGUAACGGUAUUCGAAAGUUUGAACAAGUGUGUAAUUAUAUUAUUUUUUUGUGAAAGUGCGACUAAAGGUGAUGCGGUAAAUUAUCUCGUGAGAAGAAAAUUUGCUCCUCCGUAAUCUAAGAUUACAGCCAUAACAGUAAUCGGGUUUUUUUUAAAAAUACAUGAUCGCGUUUUGAUGAAGGGUGCAACGGGAUAUGAGAGAAAGCGAAAUUUCGCUUUAUAACAUUGAGGGGGCGGAUUAAUUCGCCAGUGUGGAAAAGAUACGAAUAAUAAUUAGGACAUAACGAAUAAUUAUGUCGGUGCAACAUCAUUACCCCCAAGGGUAUCGAUAUCGUUCCGCAGGGAAAGGCAAUGUCAACGAAAGUAUUGGUCAGGAUUCUGACAGUGACGUUGCCGAGUUGACUGAUCUUGAAGAUGGAGAAGACGAAGAUGGAGACGAAGACGAGGAUGAGGACGAGGACGAAGACGAAGACGACGAUGACGAGGGAAACAAUUUACCAUAUCCAGGAUUUGCACCCACAGCAUUACGAUACCUAGACCAAAUGACACGCCCCCGUAAUUGGUGUCUUGCUCUCAUCACAAAUCCGUGGUUCGAAAGGGUGAGCAUGAUGGUGAUCCUCUUGAACUGUAUAACGUUGGGGAUGUAUCAGCCGUGCGUGGAUGACCAAUGCGUGACAAAUCGCUGCAAAAUUUUACAAAUGUUCGAUGACAUUAUUUUUGCAUUUUUCUCUCUUGAAAUGACGAUAAAAAUUGUUGCCAUGGGGCUUUACGGUAAAGGAACAUAUUUAGCUGAUUCUUGGAACAGAUUGGAUUUCUUUAUCGUAGCAGCGGGAGCUUUAGAAUAUUGUUUACACGUAGAAAAUAUGAGUCUGUCUGCGAUACGAACAAUCAGGGUACUCAGACCCUUGAGAGCCAUCAACAGAAUACCUAGUAUGAGGAUACUCGUCAUGUUAUUACUGGAUACGUUACCCAUGUUGGGAAACGUUCUUCUUUUAUGCUUCUUCGUAUUUUUUAUAUUUGGAAUUGUUGGAGUUCAAUUGUGGGAGGGUAUAUUGAGACAACGCUGUUUCCGACGUGCCCUUCCAAACGUCAAGUACCCUGGCAAUCUAUCUAAGUACUUCGAGUAUCAGGACCAGGAUUACAUCUGUUCACGUCCCGAUGAAAGUGGUAUGCAUUCUUGCAGCAAUCUGCCACCGUAUAAAUUUGGUGAAAUAAUAUGCAAUUACACAGCGUUACCGAACAGUAAUGCAACUUACAUAGACAAUUCAUCGUGCGUUAAUUGGAAUUAUUAUUAUACCGAGUGUAAAGGACAAGGUAAUAAUCCUUUCCAAGGGACUAUUUCUUUUGAUAAUAUCGGACUGGCAUGGGUAGCAAUUUUUCUCGUAAUCAGCUUGGAAGGAUGGACGGACAUAAUGUAUUACGUACAAGACGCACAUUCGUUUUGGGACUGGAUAUAUUUUGUCCUUUUGAUUGUCAUCGGAUCGUUUUUCAUGAUCAAUUUAUGCCUUGUCGUAAUAGCGACGCAAUUUUCCGAGACAAAAAAACGAGAACUUGAACGAAUGAGACUCGAGCGCGCCCGUUUUCAUUCUACGAGUACAUUAGCUUCUUCGAUAAACACCUCGGAACCAACCACAUGUUAUGCAGAAAUUGUAAAAUACAUCGGUCACAUGUGGCGGCGAAGUAAACGUAGAUUGAUGAAGAAAUAUCGAUUAUAUUUAUACAGCAGACAGCAAAAACGGGAACAAAAACUCCUGAGGGAACAGAGUCCAAGCCUUUCGCGUACAGUGGCAAUUCAGAUGAACAGAUCAUCGGAUAAGAGGCAGCAUCACAGGCGAUGCCCACAUUACAGACCCCCGGCAGAUGACGGAGAACAACCUACUUCCGGCGAAGUGGGCGUCACAAGUAACGUAAGGGUCGUUCUUGAUAGAAGUGGAAGUUUAAUACUUGCUCCUCAUGCGAGCCCGGAAGUUUCCGAAGCGGAAAAUCCCUGUCGUUCGAGUCUUUAUCAUCCACCAUCUAUUUCAAAUCCUGGCGAUAACAGCGUCGUUUCAGAGACGAGCAACACCCUAGCAAGUCCACUGUGCACGAACUUCAGAAGACGAAGUAGCGUUAUGUUCAACGAUGUUGUAUUACUCCACGGCGGAAGUGCAGAUACUUUACCAGGAUCCGCAGCUACGGGAGAGCGAAAUAUUUGUUCAAGUGAAAAAAUGACACAGACGGGAGAUGGAAAUGUUUGGUCAACGCCUCAGUCGACUUUACAAAUUCAAAGUGACUUGGAACGAAACGAAGCAAUGACCUGCCAGGAAUUACUUGCUCUCAGCGGUGCCCUCAGCGCUGCUCUUCCGACUGGUCAGCUUGCUUUGGAUUCUUUCCUGACUUCUUUGACGAAAGGUAUAACAGACCGACAUGUGGUGAUGAACGAUCCGACGCAAUGGCUAAACCCUGACGCAGAUAACUGUUCCUGUUGUGAUAUACAAAACGAGCAACCUUUGACUGAAGAAAAUGAUAAUAAAUGGCAAAAAUCCCAAGCGAGAAAAGUCAUCGAAUCUACGGGAAACUGUUGCAUAUGUGUUGUUCGAUGUCUUCAACUUUGGGUUAAAAAAUUAGUCGAACAUAGAUAUUUUCAACGUGGAAUUUUAUUGGCCAUUCUCAUUAACACACUGAGCAUGGGCAUCGAAUAUCAUAAUCAGCCGGAAGAAUUGACUAUAAUAGUUGAAAUAAGUAACAUAGUAUUUUCCGCUGUAUUCGCGGUAGAAAUGCUUUUGAAAAUGAUAGCAGAAGGACCUUUUGGAUACGUUAGUAACGGAUUUAAUUUAUUUGACGGUGUCGUCGUCGUACUGAGUGUCGUAGAACUCUGCCAAACGUAUUACGGCGAGAGAGAAGGAAAUUCUGGCUUGAGCGUCCUCCGUACAUUUCGACUGCUACGAAUUUUGAAACUUGUACGAUUUUUGCCAAAUCUUAGACGACAACUGUUCGUAAUGCUCCGUACGAUGGAUAACGUUGCCAUAUUUUUUUCCCUUUUAAUACUUUUCAUCUUUAUAUUCAGCAUCCUAGGGAUGUACCUGUUCGGGGGUAAGUUUUGCAUGUGGGUGGACCGGAGUCGGCCCUGCACCUGUAUCGAGGUGGUAACACGCCACCCAAAAUGUCGCUGUGAUCGUAAACACUUCAACGACAUCCUCUGGGCAACUGUUACUGUUUUCCAGAUUUUAACUCAAGAAGAUUGGAACGUUGUUUUAUUCAACGGAAUGCAGAAGACCUCGCAUUGGGCGGCUCUGUACUUUGUGGCUCUGAUGACCUUUGGAAAUUAUGUCCUGUUUAAUUUGUUGGUCGCUAUUCUGGUAGAGGGAUUUUCUUCUGAGAGGCAUGAACGACGAGAACGAGAGCAACGAGAAAAUGCCAAAGCGAACGAAGCUCGAAUAAGCAGUGACGGUGAUUCCUUGAGAGCUUCCCAAUCUCAUUCCGUUUCCGACAGCGAUACUUACACUCAGGAUCAAAAGAAUUCUUGGCAAAGCGUCGAAGAGUUGAGAAAAUGCAAAGACAACUGCACCAGAGAUAAGCAGAACACUACUACUAUUUGGAGGCAUCCGAUUAACGAGCCGAAAUGCAAUAUUCAAAAAGAAAGUAAAAUGAUGGGAAUUCAACCACCUGUGAUCACUCAUACAGCUGCCACCCCGCAAGAUUCUCCAAACACAACAUUGGACACUGGAUAUAGAGAAUUCAGCUGCCGACCAAAUCCAAGUCGUUCGAUCGAAUCAAUCGAUCGAUCUGCUAGUCAAUGCAGUAUACCAGGCUUACUCAAACCAACGGAUAAUAAAUUUGCUACAAAUAAUUUGGACCCAAAUCAAUUUGCUAGACGGAUUAGUCUCGUCGCUGUUAUUAAUCCAUCAACCCCUAGGGAUUGCAGCUCAAGCAAUCAACGAAUACAGAGAGGGUAUUCUUGGCGUUUAUCCAGACCAUCUUUGAGGCGAAAAAAAAGUCAAUGUGACGAAGAUAGCCAGCAAACGAUAGUUCUUAAUAACGGGAGAAACAGCGUUAGAUCAAGUUCCAUAAAUUGCGGUGAUUAUGUUAAUUGCAAUGGAGGAUAUCUUUAUGGAUCUAUAAGAAACGAUACGCAAUGUGAUACACCUAAUAAUCGUACAUUGAUCGCUAACAAUCGUAGUAUUAGUCCAAAUAAUUCGAUGAAAAGUCGUAGCUCAUCGAUAACACACUACACGACCUCAAACAUGAGGUGGAUCGGAGAUUUAUCUCGUCAAAAUUCGUUGUGCAGUUACGAUCAUUUGCAAGCACAGAAGGUCCCAUUGGAUGAAAAUUCAUUAAACUCGGGAGCGAGAACAAUCAAUAAUUUGACAAUCGAAGCCAGGCCGUUGCCACAGAUAAAACAACUAACGGAAGAUCAUGAUUCGCAACAAGAUGAACAAGCUUCACAAUCCAACGGGAAUGGGAGCACCAUGAAGAUAUUCAUGUUUUUCGAACCAAAGGGUUGUCUGAAGGAAAGAGACGAUUUUUCUUUGUAUCUUUUUCCACCACACAACAGGUUCCGAGUGUUUUGCCGUUGGUUUGUAGAGCAGAAAUGGUUCGACAAUAUGGUCCUACUUUUCAUAGGAUUAAAUUGCAUAACUUUGGCAAUGGAACGACCAAAUAUACCUCCGGAUAGCGGUGAACGGCUUUUUUUAUCCUCAGCCAACUACGUAUUCACAGUUGUAUUCGCAGCGGAGAUGUUCGUAAAGGUCGUCGCAUCUGGUAUGCUUUAUGGUUUUGAUGCUUACUUUACAUCAGGCUGGAAUAUAAUGGACGGAUCGCUCGUCAUUAUUUCAAUAGUAGAUCUACUCAUGUCUUUGAUAUCGGAAAGUAGCCCAAGAAUAUUCGGCAUCUUGAGGGUAUUCCGAUUGUUGAGGUCUUUGCGGCCUCUGCGAGUUAUAAACCGAGCACCUGGUUUGAAACUAGUAGUUCAAACGUUGCUGUCUUCUUUGAGACCAAUCGGAAAUAUUGUUUUAAUUUGUUGUACAUUUUUCAUAAUAUUUGGCAUAUUAGGUGUACAAUUAUUCAAAGGUGCAUUUUAUUACUGCGAAGGACCAAAUAUAAAAAAUGUUCGUAAUAAAACUGACUGUUUGGCUGACAAACGAAACGCAUGGGUUAAUCGUAAAUACAAUUUUGACGAUCUUGGAAAAGCACUGAUGUCGCUUUUUGUGUUAUCAUCGCGCGACGGAUGGGUUAAUAUAAUGUACACUGGACUAGACGCCGUUGGUGUCGAUCAACAGCCGAUUGAAAAUUUUUCUGAAUGGCGACUGCUAUAUUUCAUCGCCUUCAUCCUACUCGUCGGUUUCUUCGUGCUCAAUAUGUUCGUUGGGGUUGUCGUCGAAAACUUCCACAGAUGCCGCGAAGAACAAGAAAAAGAAGAGCGUGUCAGAAGGGCUGCGAAACGUGCUCUUCAAAUGGAAAAGAAAAGGCGCAAAAUGCACGAGCCACCUUAUUAUACGAAUUACUCAAAGUCUCGACUGUUUGUCCAUAACGUAGUGACGUCGAAAUACUUUGACUUAGCAAUUGCCGCUGUAAUCGGUCUUAAUGUUGUGACUAUGGCUAUGGAAUUCUACAUGAUGCCAAAAGCCCUUACUUAUGCCUUAAAAAUAUUCAACUACUUCUUUACUGCCGUAUUUAUUUUGGAAUCUUUUAUGAAACUCUUGGCCCUUGGUCUACAUCUUUACCUGAAAGACAAGUGGAAUCAAUUGGAUGUCGCGAUAGUUAUAUUGUCUAUAGUAGGGAUAGUUCUCGAAGAAUUAGAAUCUAAAAUAAUACCAAUAAAUCCAACAAUAAUCCGUGUUAUGCGGGUACUACGAAUCGCUAGAGUUCUGAAAUUACUCAAAAUGGCGAAAGGCAUACGCGCACUACUGGACACAGUGAUGCAAGCAUUGCCCCAAGUUGGAAAUCUGGGUUUGCUCUUCUUUUUGUUAUUUUUUAUUUUCGCAGCGUUGGGAGUUGAGUUAUUCGGUCGAUUAGAAUGCAGCGACGAUAUGCCUUGUCAAGGAUUAGGCGAGCAUGCCCAUUUCAGCAAUUUUGGAAUGGCAUUUUUAACUCUAUUCAGAGUAGCAACGGGUGAUAACUGGAAUGGAAUUAUGAAAGACACCCUAAGAGACGACUGCGACGAUGCGACUGACUGUGUUAAAAAUUGUUGUGUCAGCACCAUAAUCGCGCCAAUAUUUUUUGUCAUUUUUGUUCUCAUGGCUCAGUUCGUUCUUGUAAACGUUGUAGUGGCUGUUCUUAUGAAACAUUUGGAAGAAAGUCACAAACAGAUGGAGGAUGAACUGGAUAUGGAAACUCAACUGGAGAGAGAAUUAGCCGCAGAACAGGAAGAACUAUUAGAAGAGGAGGAGGUGAAUGACGAAAUUUUGAACACCAGACCAGGAUUAUCAAAGGUCCGAUCGUUACCCGCUAAUUUCACGUAUAAUCCACCUGCGGAAAAAGAUAAUAAUAAAGAAGACUUAUCGAUAACGUUCAACGAGCGAAGAGGAUCGAGCUGCCGGUCGACGCGGCCAUUUAAAUAUAAAAUGAAACGUAGACAGACGUUUCACACUCAUCAACGUACCGCUUUGAUUCCAACAAGUAUGAUGUCCUCGGCGCCGAUUCAUUUCGAAGUUGCAGAGGUCAUAAAACCUGCUAGUAAUUUAAGCGUACCGCGUAUAAUAUCACAGCAUCAUUCUCCGAAUACCGGAAGUACAAAAUAUCUUCAUCCGCCGGUGAUUCCCGAUGUUGAAGACAAGUGUUACCUAACAGUGAAUAACACGUCAAAUGACUCAAAUCAAAGAAGGCCACCGAUGAAUAUUAAUUCGGGUGAAUCAAACGCUCAUCUGAUACCCAAGUGUUCUAGCUAUCUUUUACGUAAUAGUGAGUAUCUUUCAAAGCAUAGAAAAUCAAACGAUUCACAAUCCUCGGACACAAGUAUUAGCUGCAAAUUACCGAAUCUUACGCUACCAGCAGUCAACGCUUAUGGCAAUAAUUAUUUGCCCAAAAAUAAACCAGAAAUAGUUAUGAAAGAAGAAAAAUCGACGGUGGAUCUCGAUUUGGAUGUACAGUCGAUAAUAAAUGAAAGAAGACCGUCCAAAUUAAAAUGUAAUAAUUUCAAUGGCAGAGGAAAUGGCGGAGGCGGAGCGGCGGGUGGAUACGUAUCACAUACAAACAGUUUUAAUCAUAUUUAUGCAAGGGAUGAGAACGAGGUGAAUAAUUCUUCAAAUGUGGAAAAAGAUGUCAAAGUUUACGUAGACGACACUGAUCCACAGAGCGGCGAAAAGGAUAAAUUAAAUGACCAUCAGCUGCUGGAGCGCAGUGAUUCCGGCGAUAGAUCGUUAGGAGCGUUAUCAAAUAUUUCUCUGAUCACAUCAACCGAAAUAAACAUUCUUACAAAGUCAACAGAAGAUCUGAGAAAUUCACAGACCAAUAAUAGUCCAUAAUAGUAUUUAUUCGUACCUGUACGUUUUCUGUAACAGAUCGUUUCUAUUUCUACACAACUAAUAAGUUUCGUAUACGCUAUACAUAUAUACAUAUAGUUUGUGAGACUUAUAUACAUACGUGAAAUCAAUCUGAAUUACCUGAAUUAAUGUGUCUAUACUGUGCAUUUGUAGCUGUAAAGAGUACUAAAAAAAAUAAUUAAAAAAUUGGUAUAUCAGAUUCAAAGACAGUCAAGGCAUCGUUUAUAUACCUUGGCAAAAAAUAAGAGGAUGUUAUAUUUAUUAUUGAUGAGAAAAAGAAAAAAAAAACUGUUUUUGUUGAAAAAAAGAAGCAUAGACAACGUGGGUUGUAUCUAUUCAGAGUCUAUUAGAAUAUGUAUUUACAAAUUAUUAGCGAUUAAAAAAAGCGUAAUAUGUGACUAUUACACUUUCUUUUCUCAAGCUAAAUAUAUAUACCUAUAUGAGUUGAAAGUCUAUGUUCAUUAUCAUUAUUAUGAUUAUUACAGAGUGUUGUUCAUUAUAGAUGAUCUAGUAUAAUGUCAAUUGUAAACUACAAUCAUUAAGUAUAAAAGAGGAAUUAUCGCAAUAAAACAACGUUUCUGCAUA